Molecule: messenger RNA, 2830 nt
Organism: Neoarius graeffei (lesser salmon catfish)
Lineage: Eukaryota; Metazoa; Chordata; Actinopteri; Siluriformes; Ariidae
Product: serine/threonine-protein phosphatase 2A 56 kDa regulatory subunit gamma isoform-like
Exons: 15
Coding region: 118-1695 (525 amino acids)
Biological process (GO): protein dephosphorylation; signal transduction
Cellular component (GO): nucleus; protein phosphatase type 2A complex; cytosol
Molecular function (GO): protein phosphatase activator activity
Source: RefSeq, a predicted model, not a curated record
CUAGCCCAUCCAGUUCCCACAAGCAGUCGGGAGCUUCAUUUUCUGCUUGGCUUUGGUGCUAAAAUGGAGGCUGCUUCGUCCUUGCUCUAAGCUGAUUGAUUUUGUGCACGAGUAUACAUGUUGACAUGCAAUAAAGCAGAAAGCAUUAUGGUUGUGGACACGCCUAAAACCAAUGGGCCUUUUCAGCCAGUUGUCCUUCUGCACUUCAGAGAUGUAGCUCCAGCUGAGCAAGAAAAUUUGUUCAUACAGAAGCUGCGGCAGUGUUGUGUCCUUUUUGACUUUGUCUCUGAUCCCCUAAGUGACCUGAAAUGGAAGGAGGUGAAGCGGGCAACGCUGAGUGAAAUGGUGGAGUACAUUACCCACAACCACAAUGUUAUCACGGAGCCCAUCUACCCAGAGGUGGUCCACAUGUUUGCUGUGAAUAUGUUUAGGACAUUACCUCCUUCAUCUAAUCCUACUGGAGCAGAGUUCGAUCCUGAGGAAGAUGAGCCUACAUUAGAAGCAGCUUGGCCACAUCUUCAGCUUGUCUAUGAAUUCUUCCUAAGAUUUUUAGAAUCACCAGAUUUCCAGCCAAAUAUUGCAAAGAAAUACAUUGACCAGAAAUUUGUCUUGCAGCUUCUGGAGCUGUUUGACAGUGAAGACCCACGAGAGAGAGACUUCCUAAAGACAACUCUGCACCGUAUAUAUGGGAAGUUUUUAGGACUUAGAGCAUACAUUAGGAAACAAGUCAAUAACAUAUUUUAUGGGUUCAUUUAUGAAACUGAGCGCCACAAUGGAAUAGCUGAAUUACUGGAAAUUCUAGGAAGCAUAAUCAAUGGUUUUGCAUUACCAUUAAAAGAAGAGCACAAGAUUUUCCUCCUUAAAGUUUUACUGCCUUUACAUAAAGUAAAGUCACUUAGUGUUUACCACCCACAGCUGGCAUACUGUGUGGUGCAGUUCCUGGAGAAGGACAGUACACUCACUGAACCGGUAGUGAUGGCCCUUUUAAAGUACUGGCCAAAGACACACAGCCCAAAGGAAGUAAUGUUUCUUAACGAGCUGGAGGAAAUCCUGGAUGUCAUUGAACCGUCUGAGUUUGUUAAAGUGAUGGAGCCUCUUUUUCGACAGCUGGCAACGUGUGUCUCCAGCCCACACUUUCAGGUGGCAGAAAGAGCUCUUUACUACUGGAACAAUGAGUACAUAAUGAGCCUCAUCAGUGACAAUGCAGCCAAAAUCUUACCCAUCAUGUUCCCAUCACUGUACCGCAAUUCAAAGACUCACUGGAACAAGACCAUUCAUGGCUUGAUCUACAAUGCUCUGAAGCUCUUCAUGGAGAUGAACCAGAAACUGUUUGAUGACUGCACACAGCAAUUCAGAGCAGAAAAGAAUAAAGAGAGAGCAAAGCUCAAAGAACGGGAAGAGGCCUGGAUUAAGAUUGAGAAUCUUGCAAAAUCAAACCCACAGUUCCUUUUGUAUGUCGACUCCUCUGGCCUAAAUGGUCUUGUCGAAAUGGACACUGAUGGGCCAUUAAUAGAAGAUAUUCAAAUGUUAAAAAAGACUGUAGUGGACGAAGACAUUCAGAUGCAAAAGGAGCUGUGGAGGGACCGGGCACUGGUGAGACGUACGUCUGAAUUGCCUCGGCACAUGUACACCACAAAAGCCUUGGAGUCACACUAUCGAGCUGAAGACAUGAUCACCAACCACCAUGGCCAUUAGCUACAUCUGUCUCCUCUUCACCAUCUCUAACAAACCAAGAUCUGAUGAAACGCAGUGCUGACUGAGUGACCCGUUGUUCUGAAAGUGACCCGCUUGGACGAAUACAUUCUUCUGCAAAUAGUAAUAAACACCCAAGCACUGUUCAUAGAGGAACAUACCGUACCGGUAUGAGGUCGACAUAUUGAUUGUUACUCAUUUUGAUCUUUUUUGAGAAGCAAAUGAAUUUCUGUUAUUUUGUUGAUUUUAUUUAACUACCUAUGACUUCCUGAAAACUUGAACACUUUUAAUUAUUGUGUGAUGUGUGAAUGUGAUCACAGCAUGCUUAUAAAUAUGUAUUAUUGGGGUGGUCUUUACAUUUUCUAAUUGUCUUUGUGUAUCACUAUUUGGACCUUAGUGUUAUUUUUCUUGAUUGCUUUAAUAUUUCUAUUGAUAUAUGUUUGAAUACUGUAGAAAAUAUAUAAAACCAAAUCCUAAAACACAACCAGUUUUCAGCUAAAGACUGAAAAUGUCUGUUUAAUUUUGUGUUAUUGUAGUGGUGUACUGCGUGUUACUCUUUGUGUGACACAGACUUUGACGUAUAAAUGUAUUUUAAUUUUAUUAAUCUCUUCUGUUCUAUUUACUGUACUAUUAUAAAUAUCGUAGAUAAUCAGAAUAUUUAUUUUAACAUGAUACGUGUCCUUUAAUAUAUUAUCUAUACUAUACUACUUCAGUUAAUACUGUACAUAUGUUUUCCUUUUAUUUUUCUGUGUAUAUUUAAAUUAAUUUGCUUAAAAAUAGUCUUCUGUACUAAAAAAAAAUAUAUACCAACUGCUGAACUUUGGAAUGUGUGUGUGUGGGGGGGAACCCUACACACACACACACACACACACACAAUUUUCAGUAUUGAAUAAUUGAAAAAUGUUCCAUCAGUUAUAAUCUCUGAAGGUUUUAUUGGGCCAUUCCUACACUGAUACUGGUGAUGAAGAUUAUUUGAGUGUUAUAAAGUGUUACCUAAUUUAAGUAGAGUAUAUCUAUAUAUAAUGAAUAAAGAGAUUAUCCGAGUUACUGUGUGUAUAUAUGUGCAAAGCCAUUAUGGUGGAGUCAAGAUGAUGACUACAUUUCCAUCAAAUUAAUUAAAUAAAGAAAUUUAAAAACC